Capsella rubella is the source of this 653-nucleotide messenger RNA. RefSeq lists its product as uncharacterized. The transcript is spliced from 3 exons. The record is from RefSeq and is a predicted model, not a curated record. Lineage: Eukaryota; Viridiplantae; Streptophyta; Magnoliopsida; Brassicales; Brassicaceae. The coding region runs from base 118 to 288 and encodes 56 amino acids.
AACGAAGAUCUUCUUCAAGGGGAUUUUGGAUCGUCGAAUCUCUAUCAGUUACGAUCUCUGUCUGAUUCUUUACUGGGUAAUUUUUGAAAAUUGGGUGUUUCCGACCGUCGAAUAGAUAUGAACUGGGUUCAACGAAAAAUCUAUCUUUACAACGUCACCUUCGGGCUUUACAUGCUUGAUUGGUGGGAAAGAUACCUUUUCAAUUCGUUGGUGAUAAUCUUGAUGUGGUUUAUUAUGUACAAUGGAUCUCGUUACUUUUCAGAGCUUUGCAAGAGGCAUCUUUCGUGAAACCAACUCAUUGUCAUCAUGCCAUGGAAGCAUGAAGCCGACCUGGUUGUCUGAGACGUGUGCCAAACUGCCAACAAACUCCUUUGUUCUGCCUUCAACCUCCUCCUUUGGCAUAAUUUCUGAUCAUGUAAUUGUCCAUAUAUGUCUCUAUUAUUUAUUAUCAUGGUUUUGGAAUGAGCUUCAUUUGUUUAGUUCUAUAGCCACUUCAAAAUCUUGGGACAGGACCAAAUCAUAUUUAUUGCAUCUUUUGAUGUUUAUAUUCCAUGAACUCAAAGUUAUCAGGUGUUGUCUUGCUACUGUUAGUAAGUUACUCACAGUACUAGAUAAAGGCUUAAGAAUCUUAUAUAAUCUCCAUUUUGUUUUCA